Ramularia collo-cygni is the source of this 1719-nucleotide messenger RNA. Its product is annotated as related to MFS drug efflux pump. The transcript is spliced from 4 exons. The coding region runs from base 1 to 1719 and encodes 572 amino acids. Gene Ontology annotation, molecular function: transmembrane transporter activity. The record is from RefSeq and is a predicted model, not a curated record. NCBI's taxonomy places the organism in Eukaryota, Fungi, Ascomycota, Dothideomycetes, Mycosphaerellales, Mycosphaerellaceae. Gene Ontology annotation, biological process: transmembrane transport.
AUGGCGCCCAGCCUCGCGCAUGAAAAGGAGCAACUUUCCCAAAACCACCACACAGAAUACCAUUCCGAUACCGAGAAACAAGAGAGCGUUGAAGCAGCGCCUCCCGGUUUGGGUAUCGAUGCCAAAGAUGCACCAUGGACGGCCACGAGGUGCAUUGCUGUAGCAAGUCUUUGCAUGGUAUACGUCGGUUCGCAAAUCGUGCUCUACUUCGUAUCAUCGUCUCUUACGAAUAUUUCGGAGAGCAUUGGGACGAAAUAUGGGAAUUGGAUGCUUACGGCAAAUACUCUGGGAGUCGCUGCUAUUUGCCCAUUCGUCGGUUACAUUACCGAUCUUCUAGGGAGACGAUCGCUUUGUUUGUUCGGGUCGGUGUUGCUCAUCGUUGCGAGCGCCAUCCAGGCCACGUCGCAUAGUCUUGGUCAAGCGGUAGCCGCGCAAGCAAUCGCUGGUAUUGGUGCUGGAAUCUGCGAGUUGGUUGCUCUGGCAGGUGUUGCUGAAAUCACACCCGCCCGCUGGAGAGGCGCCACCCUCUCUCUAGUAACCUUCAGCAUCGUACCCUUCAUGCCACAGCUCCUCUACUCCAUCCUAGUAAUCCGCGCCAGCACAUGGAGAUAUCUCUUCCUCAUCACCGGAGGGUGGAAUUUCAUCGGCCUCGUAGGCCUGUUCUUCUGCUACAAACCUCCUCCCCGUCACAUGGCAGAUGAUCUCUCCACAAGGGAUAUCAUCAAGCGAAUCGAUUGGUUAGGAACAUUUCUCUCCAUCGGCGGCAUAACCCUCUUCCUCGUCGGGCUCCAGGCAGGCGGCUACCAAAGUCCCUGGACGUCCGGACGAGCCCUCGGUCCUCUGAUCGUCGGCGGAUUAAUGACCUUUGUCGCCCUCCCCAUGAGCCAAAUCUGGGGAACUCACAAGUUCCCCCUGGUUCCCGCCAAAAUCUUCAGAGGCCAACGAGUCGUCGCCCUCGCCUACGUGAUUGUAUUUGUAGCAGGUAUGGAGUUCUACUCCAUCCUCGGCUUCUUCCCCCUCGUACUGCAGUACGUGUACAACACCGACGCCAUCACCAUCGGAGUGCGAGGUCUCUGUUACCCCUGGGCCAUYCUAGGAGGAGCAUGCCUCAUUUCCUUCUUGAUGAGCUAUACUCGCGGCCACGUUCGCGAAAUGUUCUUCCUCGUAGCCGCCAUGAUGACGGCUUUCACCGGUGCUCUCGCGCUUUCGACGCCCGAUAAUGCAGGAUACACCAUCACCAUGGCCACGCUGGCAGCUUUCGGUAAUGGAGCCCUUGUAGUCCCUGCCCUGACUCUCGCCUUCUAUGCCGCCCCAGAAGAAUUCGUCGGAACAGUAGGCGCCCUCUCCCUCUCCGUGCGAUUCCUAGGCGGAAGCAUAGGAACAUCCAUCUACUUCAACGUCUUCCUCACAAAAUUCACCGCCAAUCUCCCCGCAUACGUGGGCGCAGCAGCAAUAGCAGCCGGCGCAGACAUGCAAGUGACCACAAACCUCGUCCUCGCAUACGCAUCGCAAGUACCCGGCGCAGCGGCAAAGGUACCCGGUGCUACGCAAGCCAUGGUCGCAGCUACGCAAUACGCGAGCCAGAUGGCGUAUGCUGAGUCUUUGAAAUGGGUCUGGUAUACGACCAUUCCAUUCGGGGUGAUUAGUUGUAUUUGCUGCGCUUUCUUGCCUAAUAUUCGGCAGUUCAUGACGAGCAAGAUUGCCGUGGACAUUCAUUGA